GUUCGCGUGUUUGUGACUUUAGGGGCAGAACGGAGGAGGCGCGACUCUGUGAGUCUCAGUCAGGGCACUGCUGCUGAAUUAGCUGCUGUUAUGGAGUCCGACAGCGGGUCCGGGCUUUAAAUGGGACAUUUUGACGAGCAGGUACUCAGACGUUUCUGGAAUGAAUGACUACAUUUGCUCUGACAUUGCUUCAGCUCUUCUAUGAGCAGCAAUAAGGAAUGAAUCUGAAUGAAGGACAGGAAACAGGCUCAAUCGGCCAUUUAUCGCACCUUCAGGGAGCUGUGUACGGACAAAAUUAUCUCAAUUAAAGAAGCUGACAACAGACAUGGUGACAUAGUGGCAUUUAAUAUGGAGGAGACCAGCUCAUUGAACAUCUCUUUUCUUUACUCACAAUGUGUUUAUACACAGACAUAGACACAGCGAUGGUGUAAAUGGAAAGCCUCUGAGAUUUGACUCGAGUUUGCCUUUUACAGAUCAUUUGUUUGAUUAUUUGUUUAUCUUGGGUUGUGGGGGGUCAUCCCCACGAUGCUGGGUGCUGGCUGCGUGCGACGCCUCCUCCGCCAGCUCACGCUCCAGACCAUCUUUCUCCUCCUCUUCCUCUUGUGCACGCUCAGCGUCUUCAUUUCCGCCUACUUCCUGUAUGGAGUCAAAAGGGGGUUUGAGCCUUCAGCUGGGGUGGCACCAGAGGACUGCGAUGAUGACCUUAUGCCAUCCCGGCUCCUGCCGCUCCAGGAUGAAGUGGGCGGAGAUGUGGCGGCAGAUGGCAGCCAGACCGAACCGGUGGUUCUCGUGUUUGUCGAGAGUCAGUUCUCCCAGCUGGGUCAAGACAUCGUUGCCGUGCUGGAGUCGGCCCGAUUCCGGUACCACGCAGAGAUCUCUCCUGGAAAAGGAGACAUGCCUACGUUGACUGAGCGUGACCGUGGCCGCUUCGCUCUCAUCAUCUACGAGAACAUCCUGAAAUAUGUCAACAUGGACGCCUGGAACAGGGAGCUGCUGGAUAAAUACUGUGUGGAGUACGGAGUGGGGAUUAUCGGCUUCUUCAAGGCCAACGAGAACAGUCUCCUGAGUGCCCAGCUAAAAGGUUUCCCUUUGUUCCUUCACUCAAAUUUGGGUCUAAAGGACUGCACUGUCAACCCCAAGUCACCUCUCUUGCACAUCACCCGCGCCCACGAGGUGGUCAGAGGUCCUCUUCCUGGUGAUAACUGGACUGUGUUCCAGUCAAACCAUUCCACAUAUGAACCAGUACUGUUAGCCAAGACCCAGUCAGCAGAAAGCAUAGGUCUACGUGCCGUUCUCCACACCUCUGUGGUUCAGGACCUCGGGCUCCACGAUGGUAUCCAGCGCGUGCUGUUUGGGAACGGCCUGGCCUUCUGGCUGCACAAGCUGGUGUUCGUGGACGCUGUGGCCUUCCUCACAUCAAAGAGGCUCUCACUGUCCUUGGACAGAUAUGUACUAGUCGACAUUGACGAUAUCUUCGUAGGAAAAGAGGGCACCAGGAUGAAGAUGGCUGAUGUAGAGGCACUGGUAGAGACGCAGAAUGAGUUGCGGAAGUCAAUCCCAAACUUCACCUUUAACCUUGGCUUCUCAGGGAAAUUUUACCAUGCAGGUACAGAUGAGGAGGAUCUGGGCGAUGACCUGUUGUUAUCAUAUGUUAAAGAGUUCUGGUGGUUUCCACACAUGUGGAGUCACAUGCAGCCUCACCGCUUUCACAACCAGAGUGUGUUAGCGGAACAGAUGCUCCUGAACAGACGUUUCGCAGAGGAUCACUCUAUCCCCACCCACCUGGGUUACGCAGUGGCUCCUCAUCACUCAGGUGUCUACCCCAUUCACGUGCAGCUCUACGACGCCUGGAAGAAAGUGUGGGGUAUCCGAGUGACCAGCACAGAGGAGUAUCCUCAUCUCAAGCCAGCCCGCUACCGCCGCGGCUUCAUCCACAAUGGCAUCAAUGUGCUGCCAAGGCAAACUUGUGGUCUGUUCACUCACACUAUCUUCUAUAAAGAUUACCCAGGAGGCCCUCAGGAGCUGGACAAGCUCAUCGACGGAGGGGAACUCUUCCUCACUGUAUUACUCAACCCAAUUAGUAUCUUCAUGACUCAUCUUUCUAAUUAUGGAAACGAUCGUCUGGGACUGUACACUUUUAAGAAGCUGCUGCAUUUCCUGCAGACCUGGACUCACCUGAGGCUGCAGACCUUGCCUCCUGUCCAACUGGCUCACAAAUACUUCAGUCUCUUUCCCUCAGACAGAGAGCCACUCUGGCAGAACCCCUGCGAGGAUAAGAGACACAAGGAUAUCUGGUCUAAAGAGAAAACAUGUGAUCGCUUCCCUAAGCUGCUUGUGAUUGGGCCACAGAAGACAGGGACAACUGCUCUGUAUCUGUUCUUGGGCUUGCACCCUGACCUCAUCGGAAACUAUCCCAGCAAAGAGACCUUUGAGGAGAUUCAGUUCUUCAAUGGGCACAACUACCACAAAGGAAUAGACUGGUACAUGGAGUUUUUCCCUCUCCCCUCCAACACCAGCUCAGAUUACUACUUUGAGAAGUGUGCUAAUUACUUUGACUCUGAAUUAGCAGCGCCCAGAGCAGCAGCUCUCCUACCUAAAGCUAAAAUCAUCACCGUCCUCAUCAGUCCUGCAGAAAGAGCCUACGCCUGGUACCAGCACCAGAGGGCACAUGAUGAUCCAGUGGCUUUGAAAUACACUUUUCACGAUGUCAUCACCGCAGCCCGUGAUGCUCCUGCAAAGCUGCGUGUCCUACAGAGCCGAUGCUUGGUCCCGGGGUUAUACGCCAUUCACCUUGAGCGCUGGCUUACACACUACCACCCCAGUCAGAUUAUGGUUGUGGAUGGGCAGAUGCUAAAAACUGAACCAGCAUUAGUCAUGGAUAAAGUCCAGAAGUUUCUGGGAUUAAUGAAUACCGUGAACUACCACAAGAUCCUGGCGUUUGAUCCUAAAAAAGGUUUCUGGUGUCAGCUCCUGGAGGGAGGAAAGACUAAAUGUCUGGGAAAAAGUAAAGGAAAGAGAUACUCGGAUAUGAAGUUAGAGUCCCAGUUGUUUCUAAGAGAGUACUACAGAGAUCAUAACAUUGAACUGUCCAAGCUGCUGUACAGGAUGGGCCAACCUUUACCUACCUGGCUCAAAGAUGAACUCCUUAACACUAGGUAGCUUUGAGCCACGUUUCUCCCCUGUGUCUGAGAAUCGUACAGUCGUCAGCGCCAGUCGUUGUUCUGAAGUGGAAUAAACCAGCGAUAUUGUUGUGGGUGAGGAAGUCAUGUCUGUGGAUUUCCCCGUCCUUUCAGAACAAAACAUGGUUUGCAAUCCUGUGGUUUGUAAAAUAUAACAUCUCUACUUCUGCUUAUUAAAACCCCCAUGGGGUAGUAUGCUAUCUCACUGACUCAUUUGCAGAGGAAAUGGUACAUCCUCUGACUUCAUCAUGACCUAAGUGUGUCAUGUUUCAUAUGGUAUGUAUCAAUGGCAUCUCUCACUUCUUCUCGUUAAGAGGAAGAUGUAAAACACACAAGAUGUCACCGGGGACUUGAUUUUUCCUUGUCUGCAAAGAUUAAAUGCACUGACCAUAAAGGUAUGGAUGAACUGACGUUUUUUCACUUCAGGACUUCUCUGUUUUGAGGUCACAAGCGAAAAAGGGUGCAUUUCAAGUGCCAGUAAUUAAAGGCUGCACUGGGUUUUUUUGUACAGUGUAACUACAUCACACUCUUUAUUAUAUGAACUAAUGACAAAGCCCUUUUCAGCAUGACCCUGACGCAGUGCCAUAGAGGCCAUCAACACUAAAUGAAUGUGUAAUAAUUAACUGCAAAUGCUGACAGGUAUUGAUAUUUUUUUUUUUUUUUAAUUGGUUAUGAUUUCGUGCAGCUCAUUUCUUGCUAUUUGUCUACACUAUUUGUCUACAUUGUAUAACCAAUCAUCAUCAAGAUUAAUUCAGCAGGUAACAUUUCUUCAGGCUUGAUGUACACCGAUCCACUGAAGAUCAGAGCAUCUCAUUUGCCAUGUGUUGGAAUAUUAAAUGGCAUACAAGGCCCAUAAAUCUAAGGUUAUUAACUCUGAGAGAACCAUGUUAAUUGAUUUAGAAAUAUUGAAUGUGGGGAAUUAUAUCAAAUUCAACUAAAUUAUUUAGACAUAAAAACAUUUUAUAUUGAAUCAUAUUAAGAAAAAAAUAAUAUUGUCUUGAGCAUUGCAUCACUGCAUUGCAUCACCAGUGUUUUUAACUUUUAAUGUGCAUUUCAUCUCGACCCCUAACUCACUCCUCCCAACCUCACACAUCGUAGCUCCUACUUUACAGCUCCAAACUUUACAUCAUAUCUUCCCCUCCCUUUUUCAUCCCAAUAUAAUUAAUCUCAGCUUCUCUGCCUUUAACCACCUUUAACCUCACCCAUUUAAUGCCAGCAUCUCAUCUCAUCUCAUCUCAUCUCAUCUCAUCUCAUCUCAUCUCAUCUCAUCUCAUCUCAUCUCAUCUCAUCUCAUCUCAUCUCAUCUCAUCUCAUCUCAUCUCAUCCCAUCCCAUCCCAUCCCAUCCCAUCCCAUCCCAUCCCAUCCCAUCCCAUCCCAUCUCCAUUUAAUUCCAGUGCUUCCUGCAUGUAUCCUAAUCAUUACAUCAUUCAUGACGAUCCAUCCCCUUUUCAACCCAAUGCUUUUAUCACUCCACCCUUUUUUGUGGUCUCGACUCCCCUUUCUAACAAGCUCCUCCUGUUUUUAAUCCCCACCCCUUCAUCAUUUAACCCCAAUCCCUACAUCAUUCAUGACAACCCACCGUUUUAAUCCCAAUCUCCAAGGUGUGGAUAAUUCCCUGUAGGAUUAGCACCAGCCAUUUAAUCCUCUAUUUCAAGUCUUUUGCAACUCUCCUAAAAAGCUAAAAGUUCCUGAAUCUGCACUGGCCUUUUUCUGUCUAUCACCUGCUUCAUCAGCAUCAUCUGCUCUACCUUUCCACCAAAUCAAUAGGAACUCCAUGACUACCUACCCAUAGUAUUAGAUUGGUCUGUUCACUUUACAGCUAUGGUGAAUUCAUCAUGUCUCCUAAGCCCAAGCCUCAACUUACACACACAACUUUUCUGUGGCAUAAGUAGCUGCCCAUCCCACCUGGCAUCCUCAUUCUCAGUGGCCGCUGUUCAAACAAUUUGCUAUUAAUUGCUAUCAUUUCAGUUUUGUUCUAAUGGUAUGUAAAAUGUAAGAAUGAACUAAAUUAUGAUUUAUAAUACAAUCGACUUUAAUAAGAAAACACACAUGCACCUGCUCAUAUAUGCAGUUAUUCAAUCAGCCAAUCACAUGGCAGCAUCACAGUGUAUAAAAUCAUGCAGACGAAGGUUAAGAGCUUCAGGUAAUGUCACAUCAAACAUCAAAAUAGAAAAAAAGUGUGAUCUCUUUUGUUUGACUUUAAUCGUGGAGUGGUUAUUGGUGCCAGAUGGGCUGGUUUGAUGUCUAUAGAAUCUCUAGAGUUUACACAGAACUGUAUGUGAAAAACAAACAAGAGAAAACAUCCUGUGAGCAGAGGGUCUACAGGAUGAAACACCCUGUUGAUAAAGGAUCAGAGGAAAAGGGCCAGAGUGCUCUGACAGGAAGCUGACAGGAAGUCUGUAGGAACUCAAAAAAGCACUCCGUACAACACAUCAAACUGGUGCAUUGGCAACAACAGCAGAAGACCACCUCAGGACCCACUCCUGCCAGUGAAGAACACAGAUCUGAAGCGAUCAUGGAAACAGACUCAUCCAAACUGAACAGCAUGAGAGUGUAACAUGACAAUUUCUGACUUUUUUCUAAUGUUCAGCUGUACAGUUUGGGUGAGUCUGUGUCCUCAAUAGCUUCAGAUUCCUGUUCUUGACUCACAGGAGUAGAACCUGAUGUGGUUUUUCUGAAGUUGUAGCUCACACACUUCAAGGUUGCUGAUGUUUUGUGUCUGUUGAAAUGCUUUUUAGCUCACCACAGUUAUAAACAUUGAUUAUUUGAGUUACUAUUCUUUCUUAGAGCUCAACUUAAUGUGACCAUAUUCCUCUUAUCAAGAAGGUGUUUCCAGCCACUGUCACUGUUUUUUUUGUUUUUCACACCAUUCUGUGUAAACUCUAGAGACUGUUGUGUGUUAAAAUCCCUGAUCAGCAGUUUCUGAAAUACUCAAAGCAGCUCUUCUGUUACCAGCAACCGUGUCACAAAGAUCGGACGAUUGGCAACACGAACGCUGUUUUUGGCUGCCUAACUGCAUGAAUGUGCAGGUGUACAGAUGUUCCUAAUAAAGAGGACUGUGGAUGUCAUUUUUUCAAUUGAACUAAAUCAAGAAUUUUUGAAAAUGGACUUUCUGUAAUGUUAACCAGUUGUGUAGCGUGAUACUUUAUUUUUCUGUAGUGUUUACAGUUAAAGUGCAGGACAUCACCCAUCACCCAUAGACAUAUGCUAAUAUACAAAUGGGCAGUUUGUAUUUUCUUAGGCUGGGAAUGUGGUAUUAUUACUCUACAGUCUACUUAAAAAGUACACAGUUAAGUGUUGUAACUUUAUCUAAAGUUCCUACUUGGGAACUAUGUGAUUUGUUGAUUAUUGUUUUUCAUUUUUCUCAGUGCUGUAUUAUUUUGUUUUUUUUUCUUUAAUUGUUUUUUUGGUUACUGUACAAAACCCUGGAUGUGGUGCAUUACAUGCUGCUCACCACAGACAUGUAACUUAUGAAUCUAGCACUUUCUGAAAACCAGGAUGUCAACAUGUGUUUUCUUCUAGAAGGUGAAAUUAUAAAUGUUCCUCUUUUUAAA
This is a messenger RNA of Tachysurus vachellii, 6734 nucleotides long. It is a transcript of the gene ndst1a, whose product is annotated as N-deacetylase/N-sulfotransferase (heparan glucosaminyl) 1a. The coding region runs from base 526 to 3159 and encodes 877 amino acids. The transcript is spliced from 16 exons. NCBI's taxonomy places the organism in Eukaryota, Metazoa, Chordata, Actinopteri, Siluriformes, Bagridae. Gene Ontology annotation, cellular component: Golgi apparatus. Gene Ontology annotation, molecular function: deacetylase activity; heparan sulfate N-sulfotransferase activity. The record is from RefSeq and is a predicted model, not a curated record.